Gopherus flavomarginatus (Mexican gopher tortoise) is the source of this 774-nucleotide messenger RNA. It is a transcript of the gene SEBOX, whose product is annotated as SEBOX homeobox. The record is from RefSeq and is a predicted model, not a curated record. Lineage: Eukaryota; Metazoa; Chordata; Testudines; Testudinidae. The transcript has 3 exons. Gene Ontology annotation, molecular function: DNA binding. The coding region runs from base 1 to 762 and encodes 253 amino acids.
AUGAGCGGGGCUGGCCCCGCACCCGGCUCGCGCCUCUUCUUCCCCGGCGGAGACUCCGGCCGCUGCCCGCCGCCCGCCCGGGGCACCCCCCUGGCCCGGCCCGAGCCCCGAGCAGGGAGCUGCCCGAAGCCGGAGCGGGGCGCGGGGGGCUGCCCGGCGGGGCCCAGGAAGAGGAAGCGAACCACGUUCAGCCGGGGGCAGCUGUGCGAGCUGGAGCGGGUGUUCGCCGCGCUGCCCUACCCCGACAUCGGCACCCGCGAGCGCCUGGCCGAGAUUACCCACCUGCCGGAGGCCAAGAUCCAGGUCUGGUUCCAGAACCGCCGCGCCCGGAGGAUCAAGAGCGGGAAACUGGAGCAGCCGAGCUGCCGGCGGGAUCUGGCCAGUAAACCGCCCCCCUUCCGCCCCCCACCGCCCCAGGGCAGCUCCCUCCUGCCCCAGGGACAAGGGGCCAGAAGCCAAGAGGUGCCUGAGCUCCGCCUGCCCGACAGCUGCCCCCAGCAGUUCCUGGGCCGAGCGCUACCUGGCCUCAUCUCUGCCUUCCAGGGGCAGCUCCUGUGGGAAGACAGCAGCCAGCCCCCCUGCAGCCAGGCAGGAGCCCACUGGCCUGUGGCUGCCCAUGGCCAGGCGGGGGCGCAGGGAGCAGACCCGAUGGCCGGUGAGGGGCUCUCCUAUUGGGAUGUGUUCCCUGCACAGACCUCCCUCGGGUACAUUUCUGACCUCAUCUAUAACGCCGCCAUCGUCACCAACCUGGGCGAGCCCUAGGCCUGGCCUCGG